AUGACGGAGAAAGACAUCGUCUUCAUCACAGGUGCCAAUACUGGGAUUGGGUUCGAGGUUGUCAAGGCGUUGCUUCAAUCUCCAAAGGGAUAUCACAUACUUCUUGGAAGCCGGUCGUUGGAAAAGGGAAAAGAGGCGAUUUCUCAGCUAGCUGAGGUUCUAGAAGGCUCUUCUAAUACCGUUGAACUGGUUGAGAUUGACGUCACAGUUGAUGAAACCAUCAACAAAGCUGCGGAGUUGGUCGAGACCAAGUUUGGAAGACUCGACGCACUCGUAAACAAUGCUGGCGCCGCUUUUGAUAAGCUCUUCACAAGCGAUGCGACUGACUUCCGGACUCUGUUCAACAAGUCUUACGACGUUAAUGUUUCCGGAGCUCAGGUCACAACCGCUGCUUUUGCUCCUCUUCUUAUCAAGUCAAAAAAUGCGAGACUGCUCUUCCUCACAUCAGGGACGGCCAACUUAACUGGCCACGAGCAGGCACUCAUACCUGCCAGAGCUGCUAGUGUGCCAAAGGGCUGGCCGAAGGAAGGGCUCAUUGGCGGCCAGGCUUACAAGGCUUGCAAAACUGCGCUGAACAUGGUCAUGAUAACCUGGCAUUGGUUUCUAAAGGAUGACGGUGUCAAGGUGUGGUCUAUCAGCCCUGGAAUGCUUGCAACGAACCUCACUGGAAAUCCAGAAAUGCUAAGAAAGGCCGGGGCUGGGGAACCUUCGCUCGGAGGUGACCUCAUCAGACGAGUGUUGGAAGGGGAGCGGGAUGCUGAUGUGGCUCGUGUAGUUACCCAAAAUGGCGCAGUCCAGCCAUGGUGA
Molecule: messenger RNA, 807 nt
Organism: Clonostachys rhizophaga
Lineage: Eukaryota; Fungi; Ascomycota; Sordariomycetes; Hypocreales; Bionectriaceae
Source: the annotation of a GenBank genome assembly